GAAAAGGCAGAAUCUUUACUUGACACAAUGAGGAGUAAAGGGUAUGUAAUACAUCCACUGCCAUUUAAUGUAAUGAUGACUCUGUACAUGAACCUUGAGGAAUAUGAUAAAGUUGAUAUGUUGGUUUCUGAAAUGAUGGAAAAAAACAUAGAGCUAGAUAUCUAUACAUAUAAUAUCUGGUUAUCUUCUUGUGGAUCUCAAGGAUCAAUAGAAAAGAUGGAACAAGUGUUUGAACAGAUGGAAAAGGAUCCUACCAUUGUCCCCAACUGGUCAACAUUCAGCACAAUGGCUUCAAUGUACAUUAGGAUGGAUCAGAAUGAAAAAGCAGUAGAGUGCUUAAGAAAGGUUGAGGGUAUAAUUAAAGGUCGAGAUAGAAUACCUUUUCAUUAUCUCCUGAGUUUAUAUGGACUUGUUGGAGAGAAAGAUGAACUGUAUCGUGUGUGGAAUACUUACAAAUCAAUUUUUCCAAGUAUACCAAACUUGGGAUACCAUGCUAUUAUUUCUUCUCUUGUAAAAUUGGAUGAAAUUGAAGGUGCAGAAAAACUUUAUGAGGAAUGGGUUUCAGUAAAGGCAACAUAUGAUCCUAGAAUCGGAAACCUUCUUCUUGGCUGGUAUGUUAAGAAAGGCAAUACAGAUAAGGCUUUGAGUUUCUUUGAGCAGAUGAAGAAGGAUGGUGGCAUUCCAAAUUCAAAUACAUGGGAG
This is a messenger RNA of Cajanus cajan (pigeon pea), 702 nucleotides long. Lineage: Eukaryota; Viridiplantae; Streptophyta; Magnoliopsida; Fabales; Fabaceae. The record is from RefSeq and is a predicted model, not a curated record.